AUGUCCUUCAACGGCUUCGGUUCCGGUUCUUUCGGCAACUACGACCUGACCGGCAAAACCAUGGGCCAAUCCCCUCUGACCAGAACGCGCACCCACGACGACGACCCUGCCUCCGCUCCCACCGAGGUCCCGGAGGGCGGCCACACCGGCACCGGCACCGGCACCGGCACCGGCACCGGAAUCGGCGCCAGCCCCCGCGCCAGCACCGACGCCCGCCGCCUGUCUCACCAGGCCAGCCACACCCGCGCCACCUCCGUCACCGAGACCGGCGGCGACUCCCCUUCCCGCUCCAAGGACCUGGCAGACAAGGUUCACGACCCAGAGGAUGCCGACACCGAGGACGAGGACUCGGAAGAGGAGCGCCGUGCCAGCAUCGUCCAGGCCCUCGCCCGCCGUUACACCACCCAGUCGCAGAUCUCCGGCCUGUCCCCCGGCGGCAACCCCUUCCUCAUCGCUCUCGAGGACCCCGACUCGCCCCUGAACCCGGCCAGCGACAACUUUCGCGCCCGCGCCUGGGCCAAGGCCCUGGUCGACCUCUCCGCCGACGAGGGCGACCACUUUCGCACUUCGGGCGUUGCCUUCCAGAACCUCAACGUCUUUGGCUUCGGCGCCGCCACCGACUACCAGAAGGAUGUCGGCAACGUCUGGCUCGAGACCGUCGGAGGCGUCCGCCGCUUGAUGGGCAAGGGCAGCAGCCGCAUCGACAUCCUGCGCCACUUUGACGGCCUCGUCCGGAAGGGCGAGAUGCUCGUCGUCCUCGGCCCUCCCGGCGCCGGCUGCAGCACCUUCCUCAAGACCAUCGCCGGCGAGACCAACGGCAUCUACGUCGACGACAAGUCCUACUUCAACUACCAGGGCAUGACCUCCAAGGAGAUGCACACCCGCCACCGCGGAGAGGCCAUCUACACCGCCGAGGUCGACGUCCACUUCCCCCAGCUCAGCGUCGGCGAGACCCUCACCUUUGCCGCCAACGCCCGCUCCCCCCGCAGGCUCCCCGAGGGCGUCUCCCGCACCCUCUACGCGAACCACCUCCGAGACGUCGUCAUGGCCAUGUUUGGCAUCUCCCACACCAUCAACACCCGCGUCGGCAACGAGUACGUCCGCGGCGUGUCCGGCGGCGAGAGGAAGCGCGUCACCAUCGCCGAGGCCGCCCUGUCCUUCGCCCCGCUGCAGUGCUGGGAUAACAGCACCCGCGGCCUCGACAGUGCCAACGCCAUCGAGUUCUGCAAGACCCUGCGCCUGCAGACCGAGCUCUUCGGGAGCACCGCCUGCGUCUCCAUCUACCAGGCGCCCCAGAGCGCCUACGACCUCUUCGACCGCGCCGUCGUCCUGUACGAGGGCCGCCAGAUCUUCUUCGGCAAGGCCGACGAGGCCAGGCAGUACUUUGUCAACCUCGGCUUCGAGUGUCCCGCUCGUGCCACCACCCCCGACUUCUUGACCUCCAUGACCUCCCCGCAGGAGCGCAUCGUCCGCGCCGGCUUCGAGGGCCGCGCCCCUCGCACCCCCGACGAGUUCGCCGAGGCCUGGAAGAAGAGCGCCGAGUUCAAGGCCCUCCAGGCCGAGAUCGAGGCCUACAAGGAGGAGCAUCCCCUCAACGGGCCCGACGCCGAGGCCUUCCGGGCCAACAAGAAGGCCCAGCAGGCCAAGGGCCAGCGCGCCAAGAGCCCCUACACCAUGUCCUACACCCAGCAGAUCAAGCUCUGCCUGUGGCGCGGCUGGAGGCGUCUGAUUGGCGACCCCAGCUUCACCCUCGGCGCCCUCAUCGGCAACUUCAUCAUGGCCCUCAUCAUCGCCAGUGUCUUCUUCAACAUCCAGCCUACGACGGCCAGCUUCUUCCAGAGAGGCGCCCUGCUCUUCUUUGCCUGCCUCAUGAACGCCUUCGCCUCCGCCCUCGAGAUCCUGACCCUGUACGCACAGCGGCCCAUCGUCGAGAAGCACGACCGCUAUGCCCUCUACCACCCGUCGGCAGAGGCCAUCGCCUCCAUGCUGUGCGACUUGCCCUACAAGGUGUGCAAUGCCAUCAUCUUCAACCUGACCCUCUACUUCAUGACCGGCCUGCGACGCGAGCCCGGCGCCUUCUUCUUCUUCCUGCUCAUCAGCUUCGUCACCGUCCUGACCAUGUCCAUGGUGUUCCGCACCAUCGCCUCCGCCUCCCGCACCCUGUCGCAAGCCAUGGUCCCGGCCGCUGUCAUCAUCCUCGCCCUCGUCAUCUUCACCGGCUUCAUCAUUCCCACCGACUACAUGCUGGGUUGGUGCCGCUGGAUCAACUACAUCGACCCUCUCGCGUACGCCUUCGAGGCCCUCAUGGUCAACGAGUUCCACGGCCGCCAGUUCCGCUGCCUGCCGCAGGACUUCAUCCCCAGCGCCAGGGUUCCCGGCUACGACAACAUCUCUCUCCAGAACAAGAUCUGCUCUGCCGUCGGUUCCGUUGCCGGCUCCGAGUACGUCGACGGCGACUUCUACAUGGCUACCAACUUCAAGUACUACUGGAACAACCGCUGGCGCAACUUUGGCAUCGUUAUUGCCUUCAUGGUGUUCUUCCUCUUCUGCUACAUGGUCGCUGCCGAGCUCGUCUCCGAGAAGAAGUCCAAGGGCGAGGUCCUCGUCUUCCGCCGGGGCCACAAGCCUGCCGUCUUCAAGGAGAAGUACAGCCAGGAUGCCGAGGCUGGCGUCAAGGUCUCCGGCCCCGUCGUCGCCGCUGCCGAGAAGUCCGCCGCCGACAAGGAGACCGGCUUCAUCCAGAGGCAGACCAGCGUGUUCCACUGGCAGGACGUCUGUUACGACGUCAAGAUCAAGAGCGAGACGAGGCGCAUUCUCGACCAUGUCGACGGCUGGGUCAAGCCUGGUACCUUGACCGCUCUGAUGGGUGUCUCUGGGGCCGGAAAGACGACGCUUCUCGACUGCCUGGCUGACCGGACCGCGAUGGGUGUAAUCACUGGCGACAUGUUUGUUGAUGGCCACGAGCGCGAUGCCUCCUUCCAGCGCAAGACUGGCUACGUCCAGCAGCAAGAUCUCCACCUGGAAACCACGACCGUUCGCGAAGCCCUCAACUUCUCCGCCCUUCUGCGUCAGCCGGCUCAUGUGCCCCGUGCUGAGAAGCUGGCCUAUGUCGAUGAGGUGAUCAAGCUAUUGGACAUGCAAGAGUACGCCGAUGCUGUGGUUGGUGUCCCCGGUGAGGGUCUCAACGUCGAGCAGCGCAAGCGUCUUACAAUCGGUGUCGAACUUGCUGCCAAGCCCCCUCUGUUGCUCUUUGUUGAUGAGCCCACCUCGGGUCUCGACUCGCAAACCAGCUGGGCCAUUCUCGACCUGCUCGAGAAGCUGACCAAGAGCGGACAAGCCAUUCUCUGCACCAUCCACCAGCCCUCUGCUAUGCUCUUCCAGCGCUUCGACCGCCUCCUCUUCCUGGCCAAGGGCGGCAGGACUGUGUACUUUGGUGACAUCGGCGAGAACUCGCACAAGAUGACGAGCUACUUUGAGAGGCACAGCGGCGCCAAGUGCCCGUCCGAUGCCAACCCGGCCGAGUGGAUGCUCGAGGUCAUCGGCGCUGCCCCGGGCCACAUUUCCGAAAUCGACUGGUUCAAGACCUGGCGCGAGUCCGCCGAGUUCGAGGAGGUCCACGCCGAGCUCCAGCGCCUGCGCGACGAACCCGCCCCUGCCCCCACCUCCAAGGACAAGGCCAGCUACCGCGAGUUCGCCGCUGGCUUCGGCCUGCAGCUCCGCGAAGUCACGCACCGUGUGUUCCAGCAGUACUGGCGCACGCCCUCGUACAUCUACUCCAAGACGGCGCUCUGUCUCUUGAUCUCCCUCUUUAUCGGUUUCGUCUUCUACAACGCCCCCAAGACCCUCCAGGGCCUCAACAACCAGAUGUUCUCCAUCUUCCAGCUCCUGACCGUCUUUGGCCAAAUGGUCCAGCAGACCAUGCCCUACUUUGUCAUCCAGCGCUCCCUCUACGAGGUCCGCGAGCGGCCCUCCAAGGUCUACAGCUGGAAGGUCUUCAUGCUCUCUCAGAUCAUCGUCGAGCUUCCCUGGAACACCCUGAUGGCUGUCCUCAUGUACUUUUGCUGGUACUACCCUCUGGGGCUGUACCGCAACGCCGAGGCCGCCGGCCAGGUCACAGAGCGUGGUGCCCUGACGUUCCUAUUCCUGCUCGCCUUCAUGCUCUUCACCUCGACCUUUACCGACUUUAUCAUUGCUGGCUUCGAGACCGCCGAGGCCGGCGGCAACAUUGCCAACUUGCUCUUCAUGCUGUGCCUCAUCUUCUGUGGUGUCUUGGCCCGUCCCGGCGAGAUGCCCCAGUUCUGGAUCUUCAUGUACCGUGUGUCGCCUUUCAACUAUCUCGUAUCGGGCAUGCUGUCCACAGCGAUUGCAAAUACCAACGUCGUCUGCGCCGAAAACGAGCUCCUCCACUUUGCACCCCCCAAGUCGAUGACUUGCGGUGACUACCUGGACGUCUACUCCAAGGCCACUGGCGGAUACAUUGUUGACAAGAAUGCGACCGACAUGUGCACCUACUGCACCGUCGGCGACACGAACCUGUACCUCGACCAGAUCGGCGCCAAGUACGACGACCGCUGGCGCAACUUUGGCAUCCUCUGGGCCUACAUCAUCUUCAACGUCUUCGCUGCCCUCGUUCUAUACUGGCUCACUCGCGUGCCCAAGAAGUUUGGCAAGAAGGCCAAGAAGGAGUAA
Molecule: messenger RNA, 4689 nt
Organism: Thyridium curvatum
Lineage: Eukaryota; Fungi; Ascomycota; Sordariomycetes; Thyridiales; Thyridiaceae
Exons: 2
Coding region: 1-4689 (1562 amino acids)
Biological process (GO): transmembrane transport
Cellular component (GO): membrane
Molecular function (GO): ATP hydrolysis activity; ATP binding; ABC-type transporter activity
Source: RefSeq, a predicted model, not a curated record